This is a messenger RNA of Rhinolophus ferrumequinum (greater horseshoe bat), 4340 nucleotides long. RefSeq names its product tectonic family member 3 (gene TCTN3). The transcript is spliced from 17 exons. Gene Ontology annotation, biological process: smoothened signaling pathway; cilium assembly. NCBI's taxonomy places the organism in Eukaryota, Metazoa, Chordata, Mammalia, Chiroptera, Rhinolophidae. Bases 1535 to 3514 code for a protein of 659 amino acids. The record is from RefSeq and is a predicted model, not a curated record.
CAAGAAUGCAUUUAUGUAUCCAUUCAGCUUUUAUUAUAUUUGAAUAACUAAAACAUUCUUCAUAAUCUUUGAUACAGUGUUCAAAACAUUAUGAUCUUUUGAUAUUUUUUAAACAGUUCUUGUUCAUGAGUGGUUUCAAGGCUAAAAGAAGACUAAAAUGUGGGGUUUUAUAAUUGAUAGAGAGGCCUAGGCAUUUAAAUCACCAUACUUCAAGAAUCAUGGUGUAAAAUGUUAUUAGGUUGGUGCAAAAGUAAUUGUGGUUUUUGCAAUUCUUUUUAACAUUUCAAACCGCAAUUUUCCACCAAUCUAAUAUAUUUUAUAUGGCAAUUGACAAAUCUAAUCUCAGGAAUUCAUAGACUUCUCCCCCCGACCCCCACCAAUAGACCCAAGCUCCAUCUUCUUAAACCCCCUAUAAACCAAGUCAGUACAUUUGGUGUUGGUGUCUAAAUACUCGACAGAAAAUUACCAGCACAUUUUGUAAAUCAUAUCAAAUUUUCUUGACACUUUUUGACAUUGUGCUUUGACAAUCUAUCAGCACUACAUACACAUCUUAUCAAAAGAGAAACACAGAUUGAAUUAACUCAGUUGAAUUUGUACUUCUCUACCAUCAAUAAUAACCUCUGCCCCAUGCCAUCUGCUUACUUACACUUAUCUAGAGAUGAUAAGAACCCCUGCGAGGAGUAGAAAAUAGCGCUGGGGUGGAUCUAAAAGUGCUCUGAGAGUAUUUAGAAUACACAUGGGUUCAGAAAAUGGCCCUUCCCUUCUUGUAGGAGAAAAGGAGCUGUCUCUCGGAGCAGAACUAUGGUUCACAACCCUGGCUGCACGUUAUGAUUACUGGGGUCAUUUCAAAAAUACUAAUGCCCUUAGAUAUUGGGAUUUAAUUUGGUCUGGGAUAGGGUUCGGGCAAGGUUUUUUAUUUUAUUUUAUUUUUUAAAAGACCCAAAUGAUUUUAAUGUGCUGUCAGGGCCUUAGAAUUAAGUAUAUUCCAGGUUCAAAUCUUUUCUGUGUGAUCUGAGACAUGUUAGUAAGCCUCUCUGAGUCUGUUACUUUAUCUGUAACAUAAAGAUUUUGUUUUUCUUUAAGUCUACUUCAUAGAGUUAUUUGAAGGGGAAUGGUUAGAAUAAAUAUGGGAGAACUUCCAGCAGACACCCUAACACAUAGCUGGUACUCAAUAAAUAUAUGUUAGAUCUAUGUUCAGAUUAAACAAUACAUUGUCUUCUUGUGUCUCUUACUUUUCCCUCCUCCAAUAUCUGCCAUUUCUUUUUCAAAUGUCACCCAAGGUACCUGAGGGAAAUGAGAACAGAAGUUUCUUCCUUCAAGCUUCAGUGGGCACAAAGAGCUCCCCAUUCCCCAAAUCUAAAGUGAUCUUAUAUAUUCAACAGCAACUGAGGAACUGGGGCCAUAUUGAAAGGAGAAUGGGGAGUGAAGUGUGACCUGGGGUAGGUAACCCAUGUCUUUUUCUUUCCAGGAUAAGUCCGUGGUUUUGGUAGUCAGAGAGGAAUGCCCUGAACUCUGAGCAAGAGGAACCCCCUGAAUGUUGCUCAACGGCCAGCUCGUCAAAGGAGAAGUAUGCGUAUGUGACCAAACAGUGGUACCGGAAGAAGGUCCUCAGAAACAAGGAAAGUCUGAGAAAACUGCCACAGGCAAGAGGAACCCACGAAGACAUGAGGAUUGCAGAUUUGUGGAGGUGGGAAUGUUGGAUGUGCAGCUGGACAAGGUGCUCUUCCUGAUGGUCCCCGAGGGCGCUCGUCCUCAGCCCUCUUCCUCCCCGGCAGGGGCAGUGCCCACUCCUUCGGACGUGGGGCCAGGGUCGCAGGGUGGGACACCUCAGCCCACCGAGGAGACUGAAACUCCCAGGGCCGUGCCUGGGAGCUCUACGGGGAGCCCUACUGUCGUAACCCCUUCGGCGCCUGGGAAUAGGACCGCGGACCUCUUCCCAGUCUUGCCGAUCUGUGUCUGUGACUUGACUCCUGGUACCUGCGAUAUAAAUUGCUGCUGCGACAAGGAUUGCUAUCUUCUUCAUCCGAGGACAGUUUUCUCCUUCUGCCUUCCAGGCAGCGUGAGGUCUUCAAGUUGGGUAUGUGUGGACAACUCUCUAAUCUUCAGGAGUAAUUCCCCAUUUCCUUCAAGAGUUUUCAUGGAUCCAAAUGGAAUUAGGCAGUUUUGUGUCCAUGUGAACAACUCAAAAUUAAACUAUUUCCAGGAGCUCCAAAAGGUCAAUGCAAGCAACUUCCAGGCCCUGGUUACAGAAUUUGGAGGCAAAUCAUUCACUUCCACAUUCCAAACCCAAUCACCAUCAUCUUUUUACAGGGCUGGGGACCCCAUUUUGACUUACUUCUCCAAGUGGUCUGUAAUAAGCUUGCUGAGGCAACCUGCAGGAGUUGGAGCUGGGGGACUCUGUGUCGAGAACAAUCCUGCAGGUUUCCUAGAGAGUAAAAGUACAACCUGUGCUCAUUUCUUCAAGGACCUAGCAAACAGCUGCACCUCGGAUCCAGCCCUCAAUGCUGCCUCUUACUAUAACUUCACAGUCUUGAAGCUUCCAAGAGGUAUGACUGAUCUGCAGAAUAUGAAGUUCCAGGUUCCUGUAACACUUGUCUCAAAGGCUGAUUCUCCUCUGUUGGCUGGAAACACUUGUCAGAAUGUUGUUUCCCAGGUCGUCUAUGAGAUAGAGACCAAUGGGACUUUUGGAAUCCAGAAAGUCUCUGUCAGUUUUGAACAAACCAACCUGACUGUCGAGCCAGGCACUUCCAUACAGCAACACUUCAUCAUUCGUUUCAGGGCUUUUCGACAGAGCGCCACUGCUUCUCUCCCUGGUCCUAGAAGUGGGAAUCCUGGCUAUCUUGUGGGGAAGCCACUCUUGGCUCUAACUGGCGACUUCAGUCACAAAAUGACCCUCUUACAGAGCCAAGGUGAUGGAACUUGCUCUGAUAAGAGGCACGAAGUACAAUUUGGAGUGAAUGCAAUGUCUGGGUGCAAGUUCAGGCUGAAAAAUGUGGACUGCAGUCGCUUGCAGCAGGACAUGUAUCAGACUCUUCAUGGAAGGCCCAGACCAGAACAUGUUGCUAUCUUUGGUAAUGCCAACCCAGCCCAGAAGGGAGAAUGGACCAGAAUCCUCAGCAGGAACUGCAGCGUUUCAGCUACACAUUGUACUUCCUGCUGUGUCAUACCCGUUUCCCUGGAGAUCCAGGUAUUAUGGGCGUAUAUAGGUCUCCAGUCCAACCCACAAGCUCAUGUAUCAAGAGCCAGAUUCCAAUACCAGUGCCAGUCCAGACAGGAUUCCCAACAAGUAACAGAAGAAGUAUCUUUGACAACUAUUGUGACCUUUGUGGACAUAACCCAGAAGCCAGAGCCUCCACGGGGCCAACCCAGAUUGGACUGGAAACUGCCAUUCGACUUCUUCUUUCCUUUCAAAGUGGCAUUCAGCAAAGGAGCAGACUCUCAGAAAGGCUCAGUCGCUCCCAUCCUUGCCCUGUGUCUCUUACUACUUGGAGUUCUUAGCCUAGAGACUGAGUGAGAAAAGGAGAAGAAUCAGGUUUUAGUUUCCCUAUGGGAAGUCCUGCAGCAGCCUACUUCUGUUGGCUAAUGACCAUAGAGCACUUAGGAUAAUAGAGGACCUAACUGAAGGAAUCUUUGUACAUGAGAAGAGAUUUCAGAAAAGCAAUAAAAAUAUUCACCCUAGCUCUCUGCUGAGAACUCUGCAAAAUAUCAGAUACACAUGAGGUUCUAUACUUCUCAAACAGGGAAGAACACAAAGAGCCCCCCCUCCAGCCCUUCAACUCGUGUUACGCCUGCUAAAGGUUUGCACAGCCUUCAUCCAUCUGCUCACAGGCACACUUGGGCCCAACACCAAAAGGAACAUGUUACUACCGUCCCCCAGAUGAACUUGGGAAUAGCUGUCCUCUGGACUUGAAACAAGCUGACUGUUCAGAACAGAAAACUGCUGGCUACCGGUAUAUAUUUUAUCUGGCUCCUCCCCUCUCCCUGGGACCACACUGCCCAGGCAUGUGUGAGGAAAGCAAUUCUUUCUACUCAAUUUCCAAAAUGAAUGUGGAAUCCCAGCCCUCUUUGCUACUAGUAAAUGACAUACCAUUCAUUUCUGCUCUUUCCUUCCCACCUCUGGGUAAGGAGAAAUAAAACUGAUUGAGAGCUUUGUUGUACUAAUUCCAACAGCACAUAGAAGUUAACUGACAUGUGGUCAGCCUCAUGAUUAUUUUUCUAUAUAUGUGAGGUUUAAAAAGAGGAAAACAUUUUGAUAACACAGCAUAAUAGAAUUUAAAUCACAGGACUUGGGUUCUUUUCCUGGGACAUAGACUCUCUGAAGAUCCCACUUGUGGGGCACU